Chrysoperla carnea is the source of this 2069-nucleotide messenger RNA. Its product is annotated as RNA/RNP complex-1-interacting phosphatase. NCBI's taxonomy places the organism in Eukaryota, Metazoa, Arthropoda, Insecta, Neuroptera, Chrysopidae. Gene Ontology annotation, molecular function: polynucleotide 5'-phosphatase activity; protein tyrosine/serine/threonine phosphatase activity. The record is from RefSeq and is a predicted model, not a curated record. The transcript has 8 exons. Gene Ontology annotation, biological process: protein dephosphorylation. Bases 625 to 1761 code for a protein of 378 amino acids.
GCUGAAAUUUUUUUCUCGUAUUCUCACUGGUGUAGGGAACAAUCUUUGGGGGUUACAAACCCUGACUUACGGUGCCUUCGGUAGUUAUCAGGUAAUCAGGGGCGCAGUACAGAGAGCUCGGGUACUGCGCCCCUGAUUACCUCAUACCUACCGAAGGCACCAUUAGUCGAGGUUUGUAACCCCCAAAGAUUGUUCCCUACACCAGUGAAAAUACGAAAAAAAAAUUUCAGCUUUUAUACUUUAACGUAUGUCCGGCAGGCGCUGGCUCUUACUCUAUUUAUUCAUCUAUCAAUUGUAGUUGUCAACUUCACGUGCUUUUUUAGGUUAUGUUAUUGUGCUGUCAUAUGUUUAGCUCAUAUCUUACAAUUAGUAGCAAACUGUUUUAUAUGAUAGUUUUCACUUUGAUAACAAUAAUUUUUUACUGGCUUUUCUUUAAUGUCUUUUGAUUACAAUUUUUUCAAUCUUGUAUUAACAAGUAGUUUUCUACUAAGUUAGGUUUUCUUCAAUGUAAUAAAAUAAGUUAGGUAAUAAAAUAAAACUGUUUUCUAAAUAAAUUGUAUAAUAUUGUGUUUUAACCUCAAAAGUUUUGACUAAAUAAUUGUGUUAUAAUAUAAUUGCUGUAAAAUGGGAAACAAUACGAUUCCGGACAGAUGGGAACCUUAUAGCUGCGUGGGUAAACAAAUUCCUGGCACAAGAUUUUUAGCAUUCAAAGUGCCUCUUAAAACGCAAAUUUCUGCAAAAGUUGAUUUUGGGAAGCGAUUUACACCAAAACAUUUGAUAGAACAAGUUCCAAAUUUAGGCUUGGUCAUUGAUUUAACAAACACGAAACGUUAUUAUGAUCAGCGGGAUAUAACAGUUCAUGGCGUAGAAUAUGUUAAAGUUGCCUGUGUGGGUCGUUUAUUACCUAGUGAUGCAGUCUUGAAUAAAUUUAUUAAAGUUGUCGAUGAAUUUUUAAAAGAAAAUGCAGAUAAUGAUAAAUUGAUUGGAGUUCACUGUACCCAUGGUGUAAAUAGAACUGGUUACUUCAUAUGUAAAUAUAUGAUCGAUAAAAUGAAUUAUAAUCCAUUAAUUGCUAUAAAGGCAUUCGAUGAAGCACGCGGGCAUAAAAUGGAGCGUGACAUCUACAUUAAUGAAUUAGUGAAUGGUUCUAAUUUAGGUAAAACGGACUUACCUACAGAAUUACCUGUUGAUGCAAAUAUUAUUCCAACACAUCCUAAUCCACAUGAUCGAUUAGUUGAACUCAAAUCCCUUAAAGAGAAAUAUAGACAUCCUCCUAAAGGUGGUAGAUUAUCCCCACGUGAUUCACGUAAAUUUAUGUCAUCGCCAACAAUUCCUAAACAUGCUACUCAACAUUUACCACCAAGAUCAAACAAUCCAAGAAAUUAUCCUAAUAAUAAUUAUAAUAUACAAAGGAAUAGCCAUAAUCGUCAGAGCUAUAGUAAUAUUCGGAAUAAUCUCCCUACUAGACAAGUGGGACAAUACGAUACACAUGGAAAUAAUCAUAAUCGCCAGAGAUACAGCAUUAAUCGGAAUAAUGUUCCACCUAGACAAAAUAAUAGCUAUGAUGCGAAUCGUCAAUAUACGAGUCAACGAUAUCAAUCAAAUCGAUUCCAUAAACCUGAUAUACAUCCGAGGUAUACAAAUCGAAUAUCACAUAAUGUAAAUAGUUCGAGGGGUAAUCAUUCACAACAGACACAUUAUUCCACGCCUCAGCAAUUUUAUCAAAAUCCAUCGAGGCAAUCUCAAAACCGCCCCCAAUAACACAAUUUGCUCUUAUUUCAGUAUAUCUUAUUGUCUGCCUAGUUGAAAUAAUAAGAAAAAUGAAUGUGGAUUUCUUCAAUAAGUAAAUUUUUAUUAAAUUUUAGACUACGAAAGCGAGCUAUAUUCGAUGAUUGUACAAAUUUCAAAAAAUAAUAGCAAUAAACAUGUAGGGAAAAAAUAUAUAUAGAAAAAUAGAUUCUUAAAUAAUCCUGACUCUGGCAGAUCUUGUUCAAUUACUUAUAACAGCAUUUCAGUGUUGAAAAUGUGGUAACUUUGAUAUUUUUCUAUGUAUCUCAUUUUCAACAUUC